Messenger RNA from Petromyzon marinus (sea lamprey), 12823 nucleotides. The record is from RefSeq and is a predicted model, not a curated record. Lineage: Eukaryota; Metazoa; Chordata; Hyperoartia; Petromyzontiformes; Petromyzontidae.
UGGGGGUGCUGCUGCGAGUCGAGAGAGAGGAGAGCGCUGCAAGUGGCAGAGUCCACAACCAGCACCCAACCACCGGCCACCACUUUCCCACCACUCCUCUCGCCAUCCAGCGACGGCCACGCAAUUUUAUCAGCAGCGACAGAAACAGCAAGAAGCCGGUGGUGGUGGUGGCGGCGGCGGCGGUAAAGGGGCCACGGCAGAACGAGCCGAGGGGACGUUAGUAAAACAAAUACACGCACGGAGAGCGAGAGAGAGAGAGGAGAGAAGGAGACAUCUCUGCCCCCAGACAUGACUUCGAGAAGAUGGUUCCACCCCAACAUUUCAGGGAUCGAGGCAGAACAUCUGCUAAUGACGCGUGGCGUGGACGGCAGCUUCCUUGCCCGACCCAGCAAGAGCAACCCCGGAGAUUUCACACUCUCCGUCAGGCGGAACGGCGAGGUGACGCACAUCAAGAUCCAGAACACGGGCGACUACUACGACCUGUACGGCGGUGAGAAGUUCGCAACACUCGCCGAACUCGUGCAGUACUACACGGAUUACCAGGGCCAGCUGCGCGAGAAGAACGGCGACAUCAUCGAGCUGCGGUUCCCGCUCAACUGCGCCGACCCCACCUCUGAGCGUUGGUUCCACGGUCAUAUCAGUGGGCGCGAUGCCGAGAAGCUGCUGACGGAGAAGGGGCGUGCGGGCAGCUUCCUGGUGCGCGAGAGUCAAAGCAAGCCCGGAGACUUCGUGCUGUCGGUGCGCACGAGCGAGGACCGCCUCGACAACAACGAGAUUCGGCCCAAGAUCACGCACAUCAUGAUUCGAUUCCAGGACGGCAAGUACGACGUGGGUGGUGGUGACAAGUUCGACUCCCUCACCGACCUGGUGGAGCACUACAAGAAGAACCCCAUGGUGGAGACCUCUGGGACGGUGGUGCACCUCAAGCAGCCGUUCAACGCCACCCGAAUUAGCGCUUCGAGCAUCGAGCACCGUGUCAAGGAGCUGAGCAAGACCGCGGACAGCAUGGACAAGUCAAAGCAGGGCUUCUGGGAAGAAUUUGAGGCCCUGCAGCAGCAGGAAUGCAAACUUCUCUAUAGCCGCAAAGAGGGGCAGAGGCCGGAGAGCAAAGCCAAGAACCGCUACAAGAACAUCCUGCCGUUCGAUCACAACAGGGUGAUUCUGAAGGAUGGUGAUCAGUCCAUUCCUGGCUCCGACUACAUCAACGCCAACGUCAUCACAGCAGACAUCGACAAUGGGCGAGUGGGCAGCAAAGCGCCGAAACGGUACAUAGCAACGCAGGGCUGCCUACAGAACACCAUCGUGGACUUUUGGAGGAUGGUGUACCAGGAGAACUCGCGUGUCAUCGUCAUGACGACCAAGGAGGUGGAGCGCAGCCGGAACAAGUGCGUGCGCUACUGGCCGGAGGAGAGCUGCACCAAGGACUACGGCUACCUGCGCGUGUACAACGUGCGCGAGCUCUCGCUGCACGACCACAUGCUGCGCCAGCUGGAGCUCACACACGUCGAGCACCUGGAUGACACGCGCGUCGUGUGGCAGUACCACUUCAAGGCGUGGCCCGACCACGGGGUCCCCAACGAGCCAGGAGGGGUCCUCAGCUUCCUCGACGAGGUCAACCGCCGCCAGGAGGGCAUCUCCGAGGAGGGGCCCAUAGUCGUCCACUGCAGCGCUGGGAUUGGCAGAACGGGCACGUUCAUCGUCAUCGACAUCCUCAUCGACAUCAUCCGCCAGAAAGGGCUCGACUGCGACAUCGACAUUCCCAAGACCAUCCAGAUGGUGCGGGCGCAGCGGUCGGGCAUGGUGCAGACGGAGGCGCAGUACAAGUUUGUCUAUAUGGCGGUGCAGCAGUACAUCGAGACGGUGCAGAAGAGGCUAGCCGAGGAGCAGCAGAAGAUAAAGAAGAAGGGAGUGGAGUACACCAACAUCCAGUAUUCCGCCGCCGACUUCGGGGGCGGCGAGGGGAACAUGACGCCCCUCACACCGGGCCGAGUGUCGCUCUCGAGCCAAGACUCGGCGCGACUUGGCCUCUAUGAAAACGUCUCGAAUCUGCCGCUUGGCAAGGCCUCCGGCAAGCUGUGAUGGCGGAGCGUCUCGGUGCAGAUGGGUGCUGGUUCAAGGAGGAGAGAAAACAUUUUUUCUUUGUAAAGGAACAGUUUUUAUUCUGACAUGAGCCGAUAAGCGCGUGCGCCCGCAGAAGCGAGAUUGAGUUUCAUCGCAUGGCACAGCACAGACUGAUGGUAGGAAAUUUCUGCUUUUUUUUGUGCGGGGGAGGAGAGGGGGCCGUGGUUUUGCUCUUUUCGACUGAAUCACGGAAAGAAAAAAAAAGCACGGGGAAAAUAAAAAUAUGGAAGCCGUCGCGAAAAAAUAUCACGAAAAAAAAGUUGGGAUAUUUUUUUUCUGAAGUGCCUCCCCCUCCCUCCUCCCCCCGUGGUCGACAGAUUCCACCGCCAACAAAACCAAUCCCUCCCUCCACCUCCCGUGUUGUUUCUGUCGUUAAUUUACACGCGAGACGUUCCUCCAUGUGUCACGCGGAUGAGUCGACACCGCGGCAGUACACGGAAAACGUUACUUUAUUAAUAGCGCGUUACUGUUUUAGCAGUCGCUAUAUAUAUACACACAAAAAGAAUGGGUAUUUUAAUGCAAAAAAAAACUUCCAUCCACCCACUCGCCCACGCGGAUCGUUGACAACACUUUGCAAACAAAUUCAUGGGAGGACAGGAAAACAUAAAAGUGUUUUUACAUAUAUAUAGAAAACAAAAAAAAGAACAUGAGAAUAUACAUUUAUCCGCUUAAAUGUGUUUGCACAAUGUGUGGUGUUCGGGUAAUUUGGGUUGUAUAAUUUACACGAUGCUUGAUUAUGAUAUUAUUUUAUAUUGGUAUGUAAUGGUCUGCUUUAUAUUCCAGCACGAGGCAGCAAAAAAACACAUUGCACAUCUUCAAGUUGACUAAAAGGUAUAUCAUUUUAUGAAUGCGCUACUUAAAAAAACGUGUGUGGACAUUAACACUUUCAAGGAUUUCGUAUUGUUUUAUUCAAUUUUUGUUUUGUUUUAGGGGGCCUUGGCCUAAUCUCGAAUCUAGCAUUUAAGUCGUAAAAAUAUCGUCGGUUUUUUUAAAGGUUUAUUUUAGUUUUAGUUUGUUCGUUUUUUUUGCUUUUGCUUCAAACAAGUGCUUGCGCGUGUAGAAAGCACCUGCCUAGUUCGGAGCAAAUGCGUCAUCGUCCGUUUUCAGACAGUGUUAGAAACUCGACUUUCCGUAGGCCAUCGAGAAAGGUUACAGCUUUUUAAAUUAUUUUUAUAACUAUUAUUAUUGGUUACAAAUGUUUUGUGUUUAUUGGACUUUGGCGUGGGGGGGGGGGGGGAUGAUACGCGACGAAGGGAGUGCCCGUUCUGGACCCGUCCUGCUGGGCAGGCAGCAGGUUGAUGGGUCAGAUGCGGAGCAGUGAGGAACAGCAGGUGGUGACGUGGCAAUUGUGAGACUGUAGACACCCGUUGGAGGGACUAGAUCCAUUGGUCAGUGGUCAGUGCAGAAGAGAAAAAUGUUAAGCUUUGGACAUAAGCAAACAGGGGAAGGAAAUCUGAAAUGCGGGACGAUGAAGCGGAGAUAUUUCUGACAGAGAGGUCAGCCGCAGAGGAGUGACCUCCAAUCCCAUCGAGUGGAGUUUUUCCACCUUGGCCGUUAAAGUGUAACGAUGCAAGCACAUUCCCCUGUGGUUUACUCCGAGGCGUGGCCACUACUUCCGUCCGGUGUGGUGGGCUGAUUCCCAGGACUGGAGGACCUUCUCCUGGAAAAUUUAAAAAAAUAUAUAUAUCUACGUACCAAUGUUUUAUGAACUUAAAGCUGAAACCUUCCUUGAUGUGACGCUAAGUACAGUACAGUUUAAUAGGACGGCUUUUGGUAAUAUAUAUUUUCUAUUGUAGGCUAUCCCUUGUGUUUAUUUUAUUCAGACUGUUAUACUACUAUUAUAAUAUUGCUCUUAUUGUCAUUACAAUUGUUAAGCACUAAAAAAGACCGAAAGCAGCAUAUAUGUCCAGAGAUUAUUAGUAUUUCAACUGAAAUACCCAAUGUUCCAGUGUUGAGAUAACAAGCUAUGCGAAACAUUUCAAGUUAGAAUUUAAAGUUGUUUUUUUCUGCCAUCAUGCCUAACAUUUCAUCCCUUUGGACGUUACGCGUCUUCCCUGCCCUCCCCCACCCCGUACAGCUCUCCGAUUGUAUCUUCGGUUUGCACCUCGUGUCGUUCGGCACGACGUCCGACGUUUCGUUCCAUGUGCCGUGAGAUACGGUCCUUGAAUCAAGCAGCGAAUUUUUUUUUGGUCAUACUGCAUUGCCAAGUGAGCACACAAGCAUAGAAGAACAAAAACAGAACACGUUCGUUCGUCACUAACGCUGCCGUCAAUGGAAAAAAAAAUGUAAUAGGUGACUUAUAGGGCAAUGGCCCUUCAUAGCAGAAGAAAGGUCCCUUGCACGUGGAGCAAAACUCCGAACGUCGCGCCAGACAACACUCGACGCUAACAACCCGUACACCCAUCGUAGAUGUGGAUGGCACGGUCACGACAACCCACGGCGGGCAGGUACACACCGCUAAUACGGGAGCCUCGGGUGUUUCACAGCCAAUCGGCACUAACUAGGGGCUGUUUGGAAACACGUGGCCCAUUGGUCGUUAGGUGGCUUGGACUUCGUGGCAUGUACCGCUUUUAAUUAGCGAUCUCGGCACCUCUGCCAUCACCGGUGGGUAUGGCUACGAUUGGCACGGAGGUCACAGAAAUCGUGAGUUUGAAUGAAGUCCCGGAACGAUUGUAAAAAUGGCCAUGGGAAAGCACAUUGCAAUUGGGCGCUUCCUUUAUUUCCUUUCGAGACUGCCGUACGUUACGCGCUGAAAAUAUCUUCUGUACAGAGGACGUAUGGCAUUCAUCGCAGAUCGGCCAACAGCGUUUGCAGUGGCGGCUUGGUGGGUGGUGCUGGCGCCACGGUGAUAAAUAACUACUCUAUUUGAUUGCCUGCAGCGUCGAUCAGCUUUGUUCUCCCCCGCACCUCGGCCGUUUAAUUCGACUCUAAGUUACCGUGCCAAAAUCGUAGCCGCCGCCGCCGCUCGCGGGUGUCCACAAUGCCAACACGUGAGGGCAGGUGCUUUUUUUUGUUUAUUGCGGCAUUGCCAAAAUCGUACACCUGGAGAGAAUGCCACGACCAAACUGGCUGGCUCCUGGUUACUUUAGCGAACCUCGCAAGGGAAUUCCAGCAGGCGCUCUUAUGGAGAAACGUACGUUCUUUAGUCCGUUUCAGACUCAGAAAUGUCUGGGUGGCGAAUACACUUUUGGUGUGUGCCUGGCCCACGAUGUUGCCAAAACCUUUUGUUGGUAAUGAAUUCAGGAGGUACCCUCCCCCUCCCCCACAUCCUGAUUGAAGGCAAGUUCUGGAGGUGCGUUUUGCAUUGGACAGAAAAGGGCAUUUGAGAAGUGUAUUGAACCCCUGAUUGUAAACUGAUUUUAUUUUGGCAAUUUACCUGUUUGCAUUUUUCUAGCGUGUGGUGAAGAUAGGGCAGUGCACUGUUUUGCAAAAAAAAAAAUGGAGGUAAAAAGACAAGAGGCCAGUUUAUAAAAAAAAAAAGUUUAACAUAAAUGUAAGUUUUCACUGACAACACGCAGAAUGUCUGACCUUGAAAAUGUGUGCAAUGCAGGUAGCGAGAGUGAGCACGCACGCAUCCACGCUCGUGUGUCCUCUUAACAGCCCGAAGCCGGCUUGGCAAAACAUUUUACCAAAAUCCCAUGGUGAAUAUUGUACGCUUUACACAUAACGACCGCUGUAGCCUCAACCAUACCCACACCCCCACUUUUCUCCGCCCACCCACCCCGAUGGUGGUGGUGGUGGUGCCACUGUUGGUGAUAAUUAACGUCGCCUAAACCCGUCUCGUCUGUCACAGUAGUCGCGUUCAGUUUUAAAUACAGGGCGAUUCAUUUGUAGAUACCCUACUGGUUUAUAAUUUACUCUCUCGCCUGCUUCUCAACAGGUUGACCGCAUAUAGUGAAAGCGACAACUCCGUAUCUUAAUAGCGGGAGAGCAUCACAAGACCGAAUACGUCCGUUGACAGAUUGGUGCCGAGGAAUGUGUACAAGCUUUGGAAAAGGGGGGUUGUUUUCUCCAUAAUUAUUGUUUUAACGGGGGUAUCUGCUGAUGGAUCGCCCAGAAGUCUGCCAGGAAAGCCUCCACCACCGAGUCUCUGCGAGAAAUUAUCACCGGCGCUCAGGUUUUGCUUGAGAGAAAUGCGACGGCCAAAUAUUUUUUUAAGAAAAGAGUUGUCUGCCAGUGGGCCAGAGCGUAGAGUGCCCUAGCUGGAGAGGGCCCAUUCUUGUGAAGAUGAGAUUGAGAACAAAACUCUCAAACCUUGUAGGGCUGUAACCGCAUCAUAAAGUACUACACCGUGUUAUUUUUCCAGUGGUUUGGCAUUUCGAACACGUCGUCGUUAGAAUCGUGGCCCCGUUGCUUAAAAGUCCACCAAUGCAAGGUGGCCCCUGGUGGCUCAGAGGUCAAGGCCACUGAGCUGGCACCCCUGAACUUACGAAUUUGAAUCCAGGCGGGGCUGCCUGCGACUAAAACUGGGUUCUCAAGUGCAGCGAGUUGGUGGUCUCAGCCCGUCACCAAUGAUGGCACGCAACUUGCACAUCGCGUUAAAUGUGAUUCUGCGCUUAAUUUGGCCACAGCUCGCCUCGGAGAUUUAAAAACGCCAGUUUGACUGGCACGUAACAAACGUUACUCUCGGUGGCCAGAACGCGUGGGUAGCUCUGUGACAUCCGCUUCGGGGGGGCCGUUCUCUGACGGCGAAGGGGGGUUUCACUUCUUUGUCGGAUAUCCGAAUGGCAACCGUGCCGCCGAUGAACGCACUCUGCGGCUGCAGAGCGUAACGCGUGUGCGCGGCGGGCGAUGUUAGUCGCGGCGACGGGUGGGACGUUUCAUGCUCGGCGAGCUGGCACAUCCCAUCCUCCGUGCUGCUCCGUGCGGCUCACUUUUAGGUUGUCUCAGCGCAGCGUUUCUCAACUCUAGUCCUCUCAACAAUACGCACACCUCACCACGCCUCUGCCUCUUCACAAUUACCAAUCUUUUUUGAAUUAAUAUGCAAAGUAAGCCAUUGCACGCUGAACGCUCCUGAUGGUUGGUGAUGGCAGAAAGCUGUCACUGCAGGAGUUGGGGUUGGCAGCGGUGGUGGUGGUGGUGGUUGUGGGCACAAUGAUGGUGAUUUUGAGAAACUCCGCUUUGGCGAAUGUGCACAGGUCAUGUGUGUUGACCGCAUUUCACUUGCGAGUAGUUAGUGGGUGAUGUUUUUUUUCCACUUUACGUCCAAGGAAAUCAAAAUCACCUUUUAAAAAGUUUAUAACGGAUGCAUCUUGCGAGUGAGAUAUAUUGAAUACAACCCCCUGUAUGUUGGUGUAACAUCACCGUAAUCCCCUCCUAAACUCUGCUCGUGAUUUCAACUUCAUUGUGACGCCGGUGUCAGUAACAGCAACAUUGUGGACGUGCAAAAGAGGCGGUUGAAAUGUUUUAAGAACAAAACGUUUUGAAGAGCAAUUUUAUUAUCAGCCUAAUAAAUGGAAAGUUUAAAAGACAAGCCACAGUAGUGCGAUUGUGGCCAUGCAACCCAAACUGUGGACCCAUACUGUAAAAUACUCCAGUCCUGUGCUCCUUCAAUAUUAAAGGAGGAACAGCAAAACGAUACUCUAUCUGCUGAAGGGCCCUCUCGUCGUGGCCAGCAGCAGACCUCGACAUUGGUAUUCGGCUCCUCGACGUAUUGCCGCCAUCUAAGUUAAACUUCGUUCGCGCCGUACGUAGCCAACCGUGCCAGUCGUAGGUGCUGGGGAAGGGACAACAUACGUCAGCUCUAAAAGCAGUUCUCAAGGGAAUUUGGAGUCUUCGAUCUCAAGUGGGUUUCCAAGCCAUCGCGUGCGACAAGAGAAUUAACAGCAGAUGCCAGUCCAAAUUUUACAUUGGGAUUCGUAUCCGCGUGGCCACAAGGAGGUCUCCGCUCUUGAACCCCCACUCCCCCCCCCCCGUCACUGACGGUAGAGAACAUCUGUACCCGGGGGCGACCCCAUGGGACCACCACGGUGAUGGCUCCACCGCAGACGGCUCGGUGUCCCCGGGAGGGACCUCCGUGGCCGCCCGGGGCACCAGACCAGACCGUGUUUGAUAUUCGUGCGAUAUUUCAAGGGGACAAUUUUUCCACCCAGACUCGUCAACCAAUUAAUGCCAUCGGAGACUGCUUAGACCAAAUUAAAGUGGGAAAACUUGGCUUGUUUAUUUAUCAUGCGAUUGGAUAGGAGGGGGGGGGGUAUGGGUUGUGUCGUCAUGGCGACCGUGCUGAUUCCACCUUACCCAACUCGACGACUCUGGGUGAGGACGUGGCCAAGCCCACGAGCAGCUGCUCGGAAUUGGAACAUGCGGCUGUGUUACUUCAGCGUUGGCUCAGCACUGCUGCUGUUUCAGCGAUGACUUUGGUAUAACCCCCCCCCCCCCCCCACAGCCUUCCCGAGUCACCCGGACACCCAAGGCUGGACCCCCAACUCGAAUGAAUCGAUCAUUUAAUUACACUUUUUUAUUUUAGCAGGAAAGGCCCAUUGAGCGACCUUGAUCACAAAUGAUAGCUCAACGAAGUGGCUUAUCGUCGUGAGGACAUUUAUAGCAGGAGCCAAAUGCUGCCCUCUGAACGCGUGAAGUUGAUUCUAAAUGUGGAAGGAAAAAUCUUAGGACGCAACCGCGAGGACAUGCAAACUCCAAACAUACAGCAAGGUGUCGGGGUUAUAAUCGAACCCACGACCUCCUGUAUACCAGGCAACGUAGUUAACAUCUCCUAGCCACCGUGGCGCCAAAACAAGUGAAUUCGUUGGAUUUGGGGUGGAGCGGUGACGAAGUGGACCGUGGCACUGCGCGGUGAAUCCGGCGAUACCUGAAACUGAUCCUAGGGUCCCCACCUCCCUGCUUCCCCUUCCUUCACCAACUCGCACUGAGCAGUGCCGUGAAGUAUGGUCAAACAACCCCCACGACCGCCACGACUUGGGGAGGCCAUGAUCCAGCAGUGGACGACGAGAGGGCCAUAUGUAAUUAUUUUCAUUAAUUUGGAAUUAACUAUAUUCGAACAUUCCAAAUCGUGUUCUCAAAACGUUUUUGACCGACUCUUUGAAUUGUCGAAUCUUGUUUUUUGUUUUCCCAUGCCUUAAAUUUGAUCUUCAUCAGCAAAGCAAGCGUUCACCUUCCCGUGCGGUUCUGUUUAUCGAACGCUGUGCGUGCCUGCAAUACAGCAGACGACUCUGCGCACAAAGGCUGAUGUUCGGGCUCUCACAAUUCAUCCAGUUUGUCGCUCGAAUCUUUUCACCGAUUCACGUGAAUUAUGUUUCCGAUCGAUCGACGGGUACCGUCGACGGAACUUUCAGCUUGCUCGCCCCCACCAAUCGCGGGCGACGAGUUCCACGACCCAGCCGUUGUGAAGAGCUAAUGAAUUUUUAAACCCGGCUCAGCCCCCCUUUAUUUCUGUCUCCCGUGUCUCCCGCCGUCACAAACCUUGCACUGUGUGCGCACGGUCACCGUAAGACGGUGCAGUUCUGCAACAGAUGUGACAGGAGCCACGUUGCUCUCUACAUCGGCUGGAUUAUAAAUGUGCGUUCGUUGAUCUGUGGCGUAGGUCUCAAAGUUGUUUGUGAUGGCCCUAAUAUAAGAAAUAGUAGAAGUAAUGUUCCACUAAUUGUAGGAUAUGUCAUCGCAGUGGCUAUGAUAAUUGUUGUUGAUAUAGAGGCACGCGCACAAUGACAAGGUUCUUUGUGUGUGUGUGUAUAAUAUACACGUGGCAUUGUGUGUGUGUAAUAUUCACACACACACAAUUCCACGUGGCCACAAACACAAUUGCAUUUACAUCGUCGAAAAGUGAUUGGAGCCUCGGGGGUGACUGGCGCUAAUGAAUGUUGGGGGAUUUUUGUUAAUGCUUUGUCACUUUAAUGAGCACGUGGGGGCGGGUUGUGUGGAGCUUUCGCUCGCGCUGAGAGAGAUGCCUAAAUCGGGGAGGUGGCUGCGCCGUACGGGGACGCGUCUAGGUCUGUGUGGGUGUAAAAAAAAGUUGUCCCAUCUGUGUUUUUAAAUGCCAUCUUUGACUUGAAAUGAAUUUUGACAACAAAAAAAAAUCGUUUACAGACCACUCUUUGCACGCUGAUUGGAGGGUCAUUUGAAGUAGCGCGAUCUCAUGCUAAAUUACAAACACAAAACAAAACAUUUAUAUUGCGCGUGUAAACAUUAUUUUUUUUGAACGAUGUAUUCAAGAUUGCGGUUUAAUACGUUUGACUGUGCGAUGCGCAAAAGCUGGAAUUGAUUAUGGGGGCUCUGUUCCAGCGUUGGUGAAUGAAGUGCCCUUUUAUUUAUUCAUCCUGUCAAUAAACAACUGCACUAUUGAUAUGUUUUAGGGACCCCCACUGGUAAGUGGUUGGAGAAACCCAGGCUUGAGAGCAUAUCUCGUGUGUUGCGUUCGUCUACUGAUGAAAACCGAUCCAUUACCCACCCAGCUAUUGUUGCUUGCACACCGCAGCGUAGCGUUGUUACACCCUGCGUUGGGUGGAUGAGGGUGCAUGACACACAUUGGUAGUUUACUCGUGUGAUCUGACCCAACAAAAAACAAUCAAUGAUGAAUUCUCCCCUUAUGUUGCUCUCUGUUCUGGAAGAAAAAAAGCUAACUUUCGUGGUUGUGGCGUGGUUUUUUAAAAUCAUGAUGGUAAUGCUCAUGAAGAUUUUGGUGAAAGUUAAUCAUUCUCAGCCUGCGACUGUUCUGUUAAUAUUCUACUGAACUAUUUGAAAAUGCCAAAUCGGUUCUGAUAGAACAACGAUGAGGUCAUGUAAGUCAUUUGUACAACCCCGUGCUUCCAAACCUCCUCGUCCUGAUUCCAUUCACGAAUGCAUUUUUUUUACAUAGCGGUGGAUGGUAGCGCCUCUAGUGGCAAGAAUCCGUUACCUGGAGCAUUCUUAACACGAAUCGGCGGCAACAACAAAAAGUAAUUUCUUACACACGUGAUUGGACACUCGUUAUCGUGAGGUUAGGAAUCCUAAUGAACCGAUACAUUCGAUAUAUUCGAUGUAUCGUUAACACCACUAGCGAACACCUUUCACCGACGCCGGAAUCGAUCCCCGCCUUCGAUAUUUGCAUUAACACCACUUUUUUUUUGGGCUGAAAUAACGAAUCGACUGAAAAAUAACGCUGUACAGGACGGGUAAAAACAAAAACUUUCAAAAAAUCCUAAACUUGAAAAGAAAAAAAUAUUUCACAGCUUACACGGCCGUGGAAAUAAAAGAGACUUGACGAUUUAAUAUUUUUAAAAAAGUCAUUGUUGGACGAUGUUUAAAAAGAAAAUCUUAAGAGUUUAGCAUGACGAUCGUUCUAUAUAUGCCUGAGCUGUAACUAUUGAACCUGUCUGUCCACCCUCUUCCGCAUUCUCGCCCCCCCCCAACACCCCUUGCCAUCCCCACACCCCCCAUUGUCCCUCGGCCCCCCAUAAUCCACCUCAAAGCCCACCAUGAUAUAAACUUGACUUUAUGAAUUAACUUUGAAUUUUAAAAAAAUGUACUUUGUAGAUGUCGUAGCAGUAUAUCGUAAGCGCUAGAUUAAUUAUAUUACUUAUUACAGGUUAUAUAUUGUAAUCUAAAACAUACAGAGAAAUGUUACUACGGUAAUCGCAAGCUCUUGAUUUGUGGCGUGACAACGAAACGGGGGAGAGAGAAAGAGAAACUGCUAUUGAUUUUGUCUUUCCCCCCCCCAACAUGUUUGAUUAUCAGACACGCGAGUUGGAUGUUACUGCUGUUCGCCGUUGUUGAUUUUCUUUCGCACUUCGUGUUUGUGCACGCGCGCGCACGUGCGCGGCAGUGUUAUUUUUUUUCAACGGGAAUCUACGUUGAACGAGCGAUUGUCACUGCCGUAGCCAGCAGACUGGCGGCAGCUGUGUUUGCACGAGAGACGCGGUCGACAGAUCGUUAGCAAUUGCCCAAUUGAACACACCACCGAUGAAAAACCAAUUUGGUUUUAACUGCCACGGUGAUGGUUAUUUCUCGGCUCGGAAGUAGUUAUCUGGCAUCCCCUUCCGCGGGGGGGCCGCUUGCAAAAAAAAAAGAAACGGUGAUUGCACCGCUCUGGGAGAGAUCCGAAGUCUUCGUCUUGAGACGUUGGAAUAAAUUUGGGGGGGUUUUUUUUUGUCUUUUUUUUUUUUACCGAUUGAAGCUAAACCAAUUGAGAAAACGCACUCAAAUGUAUGUAACGCAAUCUUGUGCGGAACAAAAAGGCAAGUCCUUUGGGCGUGCCCCGUGGCCGCACCGUUCCUGUGACAUUUCCCGCAGUGACGGCAUAAUAUUUUGGGGGGCGAAGUGUAAUAAAAUUGGCACGUUCAAACUAAAACUAUACUUUUUAUUUUAUUUUCAGAAGCGACCUGGCUAUCACAAAUGGUAGCUCAACGAAGUGGCUUGUCGUCAUGUGUACAUUUAUAGCAGCCAAAUACUCUAAAACGCGUGAUGUUCAUUCAAAAUGUGGAGGGAAGAAGCGGAGGACCCGGAGAAAAAUUCAGAUAACCACGGAAAGAACAUGCAGAUUCCAAGUAGACAGGCGUCAGGGUCAGGAUCGAACCCACGAUCUGUAUACCAGGCGACAACCGUCAGGGGGGGGGGGUGGCACGUACAUCCCUAAAAAAAAACGGCACUUAAUGGAGCUUUCCUUUAGUUAAUGACACAUGUAUGUUGAAAUUAUUUUGCACCGUACGUAUCCAUUCGCACUAACCGGAAGUGCCGGGAAAGGACAACAAACUAAAACCAAAAAUCAGUG